AUGGAUCAAGAAUCGAAGAAACAUCUUAUUCAGGAUAUUAAGCCACGUAAGAAGAGUCACCACGUGGAAAGCUUUAGUAUCGAGGACUCUCUUAUUGUAUCUGUGGAGGUAGAUAGCGAGAAUGAAAUUUCUAAAGCAGAUAGAAUCAAAGCCCUACUGCUUAUGUCAAUUUCAGCCUUCUGCUUUAUGCUUACAAUCAGUCUCUGAAAGUAUGGAUACCUGAUUAAUGAGAAGAUGAAUGGAAUGGACUAUCUUCUAUUCAGAGGAACUAUUCUGAUGUUCUUUGCAACAUUAGAAACACUUUAUAGAAAAGUUAACGUGUUUAGAGUUCCAAGAGAGAUUUAUGUCUCUGUAAUAUUUCGGUACUUAACAGGAUUAGUGGGAAUGGCACUCUAUUUUUAUGCAAUUAAGUACCUGCCUAUGAGCCAGUCUAAUGUUAUACUUAGUAUAAGUCCUCUGAUUACUGCUAUCUUAGCGUACUUUUUAUUAAGCGAGAUCCUCGUUGGAAGAGACAUUCUUUGCCUGAUUGGGGCUUUUGGAGGAGCUGUUGUUGUCAAUGUGUCAAGAAUCGGAGAAAAAGGAGUCAGUGAAAGUGAGAAUAACUAUUUGAAGGGAAUUUUGCUCAUUAUGGUUUCUAUAAUAUUUAGGUCUACUGCUCCAGUAGCUAUAAGACAAAUGUCAAAAUAUGUGUCUUCUAUCUACUCGCCAUUUUAUUUUGCUCUUGGGCUUUUCAGCCAUUCAGUAUUUCUGUUGACAUUUUGUAGAAGUUAUCUGAAUUAUGAAUACUAUAAUCUCAAAACAAUAAUGCUGUUUUCGGGGAGUGCUUUCUCAAACUAUAUUGCCCAAUCAUUAAUGAGUAUUGCUUAUAAUUAUGAAAAAGCAACUGUUCUUGCUCCAUUCUCUUAUCUUGUCACAUGUGGGUUGCUUUUAAUUGAUUGACUGUUAUUCGGAUACGAUUUCAAUAUUGUAUACUUCCUUGGCUUUACAAUGAUCCUAGUAUGAGUGCUUUCUCCUUUGCUAUUCAAAAUAAGCAAGAAGUAACUGUUCAAAUAGUUUCAAGGCUAUGAUUUUAUCUCACAAGUUGUUAUUAAAUACGAAGACUCUGUAAAUUGAAGAAUAUUUAAACUCUUGCAAGC
Molecule: messenger RNA, 1136 nt
Organism: Moneuplotes crassus
Lineage: Eukaryota; Ciliophora; Spirotrichea; Euplotida; Euplotidae
Source: the annotation of a GenBank genome assembly